CAGUGUGGAAAGGCCUUUAGUCAAAUGGGUGAUCUCAAGACACACCUGAGGAUUCACACUGGAGAAAAGCCAUAUCAAUGCUCUCAUUGUGGAAAGACAUUUAGCCAUGUGUCUAAUCUCAAGAGACACCAGAUGAUCCAUACUGGAGAAAAGCAAUAUAAUUGUUCUCAGUGUGGAAAGGCCUUUAGUCAAAUGGGUGAUCUCAAGAAACACCAGAUGAUCCAUACUGGUGAAAAGCCAUAUCAUUGUCCUCAGUGUGGAAAGACCUUUUUUGAAAUGUGUCAUCUCAAGAAACACCAGAUGAUCCAUACUGGUGUAAAGCCAUAUCAGUGUUCGCAGUGUGGAAAGGCCUUUAGUCAAAUGGGUGAUCUCAAGACACACCUGAGGAUUCACACUGGAGAAAAGCCAUAUCAAUGUACUACAUGUGGGAAGGGUUUCAGGAGUAGCAGAGUACUUACCAUCCACCAGAUAACACACACAGGAGAAAAGCCCCAUCAAUGUUCUCAGUGUGGGAAAGCCUUUAGUCAAAUGUCUCAUCUCAAAACACACCAGAGGAUCCAUAAUGGGGAAAAACCACAUCAGUGUUCUCAGUGUGGAAAGGCCUUUAGUCAAAUGUCUCAUCUCAAGAGACACCAGAAGUUUCAUACUGGAGAAAAGCCACAUUAGUGUUUUCAGUAAGGAAAGACUUUUAUUCGAUGUGUCAUCUCAAGACCCACCAGAUGAUCCAUACAGGGGCAAAGCCUUAUCACUGUCUUCAGUUUGGAAAGGCCUUUAAUAGAAUAUCAUGUAUCAACCCCCCCUCCUUCCCCAUCACUUUUCAUUGCACAUUGCACAUAGCUCAUUGGUUAGAUUUUGAAACCAAGAAGCUAAUGGGUCAGGUAGAAGAUGCAUUAUAUUAACACCACAGAGCGCAGUAUGUUUACUGAACUCACAUUUUUAAGGUGGCACUGAUGAUAAGAUUACGGAUGGGUGUGUUUGAAAUGUAGAAUCCCAAUCAUUCUUAUGGUGUCUAUAUGGCGUAUUUUCCUGCAUGGUUAUAUUAUGUUUGCUGGUGAAACUUGAUAGUGAAAUGUGAAACUGUGACUUUAAUCAAGUCUAUGAGGCCCGUGCCGCUCCCUGACCUGCCAGGACGUGGGUUUGUUGUUGUUGUUGAAUAAAUGUACUUACAUGCAACUCUGGAGUCCUGAGGUAACGAAUGAAAUCUCACCUAGCAAAACUCUGUUCCUGUUUUUGUAGUAGGACUCCUAACAAAAAUAAAGCUUUUUUUUUUUAUUAUACUCGUGAAUUGUGUUAAUUCCUGUUGUAUUCUUAAAGUAAGGUACCAGCUGA
Molecule: messenger RNA, 1329 nt
Organism: Clupea harengus (Atlantic herring)
Lineage: Eukaryota; Metazoa; Chordata; Actinopteri; Clupeiformes; Clupeidae
Product: zinc finger protein 135-like
Exons: 2
Biological process (GO): regulation of transcription by RNA polymerase II
Molecular function (GO): DNA-binding transcription factor activity; RNA polymerase II cis-regulatory region sequence-specific DNA binding
Source: RefSeq, a predicted model, not a curated record